This is a messenger RNA of Phaethon lepturus (White-tailed tropicbird), 2279 nucleotides long. Its product is annotated as thrombospondin type-1 domain-containing protein 7B-like. Gene Ontology annotation, biological process: actin cytoskeleton organization. The annotation marks the transcript as partial. The transcript is spliced from 13 exons. The record is from RefSeq and is a predicted model, not a curated record. Gene Ontology annotation, cellular component: plasma membrane. NCBI's taxonomy places the organism in Eukaryota, Metazoa, Chordata, Aves, Phaethontiformes, Phaethontidae.
GUGUACGAGGCAGUCCCAUGCUACACUGAGUGCAAUCAGUAUUCUUGGGUGGUAGAACCAUGGUCUCCAUGCAAAAUCAACAGUGAACAAAAUUCCCUCCACUGUGGAGAAGGAAUACAAACGAGGAAAGUCAGGUGUGUGAGUACCGCUGAGGACCAUGGAGGGGGGACUGUGCCCAACGCACUGUGUAAUCAGGCUGAAAUCCCAGAUACAAUGCAGAAGUGUAGCUUGUACUGUCCCAGUGAGUGUGCAGUGUCUGACUGGGGACAGUGGAGCAAGUGUCCACAGGUGUGUGAUCCGAAUAUUAUGCAAACCCGAACUCGACAAGUGCUAAGGUCUUCUGUCAAUACAAAGCCCUGCCCUGAAGAUUCACAAAUGAAGCCAUGUAUUCUUAACCAAAAUUGCUUCCAAUAUCAGUACAAUCUAACAGGCUGGAGCGGGUGCCAGCUGGGUGCCAACGCCACUUGCGGGCACGGAGAACGGCGGCGCCUCCUGAGCUGCCGGCGCAGCGACGGGGCCACCGUCAGCACGCAGCUCUGCCAGCGGCUUCGCCUGGAGAAGCCCGUGCAGACGAGCAGUCGGUGCGUGGUGGGGUGCGCGGUGGACUGCCGGCUCUCGGCAUGGUCAGCCUGGUCGCAGUGCUCCCACACGUGUGGCGCCGGCGGCCAGAUGGUGCGUGGGCGCUCGGUGGUCCUGCGGGCAGCGGGCGAGGGCAGACCCUGCCCGGAGCAGCUCACCCAGCACCGGAGCUGCCCGGUGAAGCCCUGCUACAGCUGGCUGCUGGGCCCGUGGUCUCCCUGCAGAAUCCAGGGUGGACAGUGUGGAGAUGGAUUGCAAGUCCGCAAUCUCACAUGUGUAGUGCAUGAUGCAUCUGUUUCUGUUACAUCCAAACCAGUAGAAAAUGCAUUAUGUGGUGAGCUGCCAUCGAAAGAGAGUGUGCUGCAGUUACCGUGCUCUGUGCCUUGCCCAGGUGACUGCCACCUGACAGAGUGGUCAGAGUGGAGCUCCUGUGAGCUCACCUGCAUCAAUGGCAGGAGCUUCGAGACAACAGGGCGCCAGUCUCGAUCCAGGGCGUUUAUCGUUCAGUCUCCUGAGAACCAGGAAAGCUGCUCUGGACAAGCGAUGGAAACACGACCUUGCUCAGGAGGGAAAUGCUAUAACUACCUGUGGAAAACCAGCCUUUGGAGAGACAAUGUACGCACGGUGUGGUGUCAGCGCUCGGAUGGAGUAAAUGUCACAGGAGGGUGUGCUUUUCGGACAAAACCUGCAGAAGUUCGGCACUGCAGCCCAGCGUGCAGAAAACCGUUCUCCUACUGCACACAGAGAGGAGUCUGCGGUUGUGAGCGAGGAUAUACAGAAAUAAUGAGAUCAAAUGGUUUCCUGGAUUACUGCAUGAAGGUACCAGGUUUAGAAGAUAAGAAAGCUGAUGUUAAGACCAUUGCUGGAAAAAAUAAACCUGUCAACUCAAAAAUGCAUGACAUUUUCAAAGGAUGGUCUAUUCAACCUUUUAAUCCAGAUGGUAGGCUGAAGAUGUGGGUAUACGGAGUAUCAGCUGGCGGGUUCCUCAUCAUAGUUUUCCUGAUUUUUACAUCCUACCUGAUGUGCAAAAAAACAAAGCAGCAUCAAAGUACUCCUCCGCAGCAGAAGCCUCUAACCUUAGCCUAUGAUGGAGACAUUGACAUGUAACAUAGAAAAGAAAUCCAAAUGUAGACAUCAACUGCCUUAACUGCUUUCUUUUUUGGAACUCUCUGACUUCUCAGUUUUUUGAGGAAUCUCCUGAUGCGUAACAUACCAGGCAGAACAGAAGAAUUGCAAGCUUAAAAUUUUGCCAUCUCUUUAUUAAAAAAAAUGGAGUCAAAGACUUGGGUUUUGUGAAACUUUUCUGAAGAGACCAGAGAAUACAUCUCUUCCUGUUGAGCAAUGGGAAUAAAAAAAAGAGAGAAUCUACAGACAUCAAAAGGAAUUAGUAAAAAAAAAAAAAAAAGGCAUGACAAUCCUGAGGAAAAAGUGACAUUUACUGUAAAUGACAAGUUUGACACAGCAUCAUUAUGCACUAUAUUAGUGCAGGUUCUUUAUUCUUCACGUAUUUCAACAAUGAGUUUUCUAGUGAUUACAUUUCGUUCAAAGACUUUAAAAGCAGAUCAUGUAUUUUGAGAAACGCAAGGAAGAAUGAGUUGAAGUGUCUGAAGUUACCAGGUUUUUUAAAGUUUCUUCCUUCUUAUCCUGUUUUCUAGUCUGGAAUAUGAUUUUGCUUCAUUUCCACCUACAGGACAGAAUAA